CGGCCGUACGCGUGUCCGCACGAAUCGUGCGGGAUGACGUUCACGAACCGCCAAGCGCUGGCGAUGCACAAGAAGAGCAUCCACGACCCGAAGGAGCACGUCUGCCCGGUGCCCGGGUGCGGCAAGCGGUUCAGCAACUCGAGCACGCUGAAUCAGCACCGGUUGGCGCACAGCGACGAGCGGCCGCACAAGUGCGAGGUGGCCGGGUGCGGGAAGACGUUCAAGACGGAGAGCGCGCUGGCGACGCACGGGAGGGUGCACACCGGGGAGAAGCCGUUCAAGUGCGAGGUCGAGGGGUGCGGGAAGAGUUUCGGGUACAAGCUGGACUUGCAGCGGCACACGCGGACGCAC
Micromonas pusilla CCMP1545 is the source of this 351-nucleotide messenger RNA. RefSeq lists its product as uncharacterized. The annotation marks the transcript as partial. Gene Ontology annotation, cellular component: chromatin; PcG protein complex; transcription regulator complex. The transcript has a single exon. Gene Ontology annotation, molecular function: RNA polymerase II cis-regulatory region sequence-specific DNA binding; DNA-binding transcription factor activity, RNA polymerase II-specific. NCBI's taxonomy places the organism in Eukaryota, Viridiplantae, Chlorophyta, Mamiellophyceae, Mamiellales, Mamiellaceae. The record is from RefSeq and is a predicted model, not a curated record. Gene Ontology annotation, biological process: regulation of transcription by RNA polymerase II.